AGCCACAAAAUAUAAUUGUUAGACUGGUGAUCUUUAUGCAAAAUAAAAUCUUUCCAAAUGUACCUACAAAAAUUGAACCUAAAUGUAUUUUACUCCGUAAAUAUUAUAAUACGAACUGUACUUUCAAUAUAUUUCUAUAUUAUUGCAAACUAUGUGCAUUUUGUAGUUUUUGCGCAUUCAAAUUUUUUAGAAAUGCAUAAAAAUCCACAGUCUAAUAAUUAUAUUAUUCUACAUUUUAUUAUUAUACUAGCAGCUUCAUUUAGCUUGCAAAACUUCUUCCUAUAAUAAAUUAAUAAUAAAUGGCCAAACGUAUCGCGGCGACACCAAUCAGAUAUCGAACAUUUACGAAAUAAACAGAUUUUCUCGAAAGCAUAUUUUACAGAUAACAAAAUUAUCCAUAUCUAGACGUCUUCUAACAUUUAAGGCAAAAAUUCUGGGGAGAAUUUUACCGACAUAAAUUUAUCUAAUCCCUAACGAAAUAAAAUUCCUUCCCUCUAACUCUCUUUCCUGCUUUUUCCGUUCUCGGUUACGUCAUUCUAGCGGUGUGUAGCAGUGUGUUGUUUGGUGUAGUUCAUCGCAAAAUCGCAAUAUUAUUUCCUAGAAGCAUAUUUAAUAUGAAGCCCAUUCGAAAAUUGCAUCGAUACUUUUCUGAAUGCCUUUGAGUACACAACGACAGAUUGUGGGCUUGUGCUUGUGGUCAGUUUGCGGAUGCUAAUAAUAAUGUAGUCACGAAGAACACCUCUCGCAAUAACGUAAAUUGUAAUGAAUACGUUAAGUAACAUGCGUGAACGUUUUCUGGCAUAGAUUGUGUAGAUUAACCUUAUCAAGUAUUUAUACAGCGUCCUUAGAGUUACAUAGAGCUAUGUGAUUAUAAUAAUUUAACCAAUAAAUUUGUAACUCGAGAUACCAUGGAGGUUCUGUUGUUACUAAAAUCUAUUUUGUGUGCUUGUCAGUGGUCAGUUUCAGCUAUUAAAUCAUAAAAUGGGUGCAAAUAUAUCACAACUAGAGAGAGAUAUUGGCUCUGAUCAAUUUCCCCCUAACGAACAUUAUUUUGGCUUAGUUAAUUUUGGGAAUACCUGUUACAGUAAUUCUGUGUUACAAGCUUUGUACUUUUGUCGACCAUUUAGAGAAAAGGUUCUAGAGUAUAAAGCUCGAAAUAAGAGAACCAAAGAGACAUUACUAACAUGUUUAGCAGACUUAUUUUACAGCAUUGCAACACAGAAAAAGAAAGUUGGGUCUAUAGCCCCUAAAAAAUUUAUUGCUAGAUUAAGGAAGGAAAAAGAGGAAUUUGAUAAUUAUAUGCAACAAGACGCCCAUGAGUUUUUAAAUUUCUUAAUAAAUCACAUAAAUGAAAUAAUUUUGGCAGAGAGAAGUCAGACUAAGCCAGUUGGUGGAAAAUGUGGAGCUGGAGAUGCUGGUUCGCCAACAGAGCCAACAUGGGUUCAUGAAAUAUUUCAGGGAAUUCUGACAUCAGAAACUCGCUGCCUUAAUUGUGAGACUGUAUCUAGUAAAGAUGAGGACUUUUUUGACCUACAGGUCGAUGUAGAUCAAAAUACUUCAAUCACCCACUGCCUCAGAUGUUUCUCCAAUACUGAGACUCUUUGUAGCGAUAACAAAUUUAAAUGUGAUCAUUGUAGCAGUUAUCAAGAAGCACAGAAACGAAUGAGAGUUAAGAAAUUGCCAAUGAUACUGGCCUUGCAUCUAAAGAGAUUUAAAUAUGUGGAACAAUAUAAUCGUCACAUCAAAGUUUCCCACAGAGUAGUUUUUCCUCUGGAACUUCGGCUCUUUAACACUAGUGACGAUGCGGUAAAUCCAGAUAGAUUGUACGAUCUGGUCGCAGUUGUGAUACAUUGUGGAAGUGGGCCUAAUCGGGGACACUACAUUUCCAUAGUCAAAAGUCAUGGAUUUUGGUUGCUCUUUGACGAUGAUAUGGUCGAUAAAAUUGAUGCAUCCACGAUAGAAGAUUUUUACGGACUUACAUCAGAUAUUCAGAAGAGUUCUGAAACUGGUUACAUCCUAUUCUACCAAUCAAGAGAUUGCAGUUAGAAUUUAAUAUAAAUAUAUAGUAAAUAAAUUAAACAAAUCCUAUAUAGUAAUUUCAUAUUUUAUUAAAGUACAUUAUAUAAGAUUAGGAAUGUUAUAUGUUAGAUUAUUUAUAAAAGCAAAGUAUAUAUAAAUAGAUUCAAUUAGAUUUUAUUUGUAAAAUAUUAAAAAAACCAUUAGCUUUGUCGUUAUUCACUGAUGCAAUGCCUUGAUAAAGAUCAAUAGUCUUUGUUAAGGGAAGUGGUCAGUCAUGAUUUACAUAAGAAUUAUUUAUUUUAAUUCUAAUGAGAAACUAGUCUAUCUUUAUAAAAAGGAAAUCAUUUGUUUUAUUUUUAGAUCAACUUAUCUAAGUAAUUUAGAAAUGUUGGGAGCGCUAACAGAUUCUAUGUGUAUGUAAAAAAGUAUGACUGAAAAUAAAACGAUUGUUAUCAGAAUUUACUACA
This is a messenger RNA of Hylaeus volcanicus, 2486 nucleotides long. RefSeq names its product ubiquitin carboxyl-terminal hydrolase 46 (gene Usp12-46). The coding region runs from base 982 to 2046 and encodes 354 amino acids. Gene Ontology annotation, cellular component: nucleus; cytosol. NCBI's taxonomy places the organism in Eukaryota, Metazoa, Arthropoda, Insecta, Hymenoptera, Colletidae. Gene Ontology annotation, biological process: protein deubiquitination. The transcript has 8 exons. Gene Ontology annotation, molecular function: cysteine-type endopeptidase activity; cysteine-type deubiquitinase activity. The record is from RefSeq and is a predicted model, not a curated record.